This is a messenger RNA of Sodiomyces alkalinus F11, 990 nucleotides long. RefSeq lists its product as hypothetical. Bases 1 to 990 code for a protein of 329 amino acids. The record is from RefSeq and is a predicted model, not a curated record. Lineage: Eukaryota; Fungi; Ascomycota; Sordariomycetes; Glomerellales; Plectosphaerellaceae. The transcript is spliced from 8 exons.
AUGCCGACGCAGUGGGCCCUGAUUGCUUGGCCCUCCGUCAGACAGCCGUCUUCAAGCGGAACAGCUAGUGCACAGACCAUCAUUAACCAGCCAGAGCUUCUCGACUUUAAGCCCAAAGACCAGAGGCUGGCGUUGAGCUCCUACCUCCUCUGUGCCCUGGAGGAGAUCUGGAUGAGAGAUGACAUGGGUCCCCACAGCGGGAACGCAAGCUUGGACAGGAACGGCAACAACCUCAUCCCGAGAAUAGAAGCAGAAUCGCCACCCCCUGAGCUUAUGGAGCUUGUCCCUGACAGCCUCUAUCUGGGCUUCCCAGAUGUCUGGUUUGAUGAUCUCACAUGGCUGAAGCCACCAUCUCCACAUCUCUGCCUCACUCUGCCUCACUCUGCCUCACUCUGCCUCACUCUGCCUCACUCUGCCUCACUCUGCAUCACUCUGCCUCACUCUCUCUCCCUCUCGCUCUCUCCAUCAGGCCCUCGAAACAGUCACCAAUCAGAGUGCUUCUCUGCGGCCGUCGACACGCGGAGCAUCAAGUUCAAGACCACCAUAAUCUCCGGAUAUCCCGAGCAAACCAACUCGGCCGUCAACCGUUCCCAUCGAGCAGAUCAUGCUGCCACAGGCUUCAUAGCAGGGGAAGAGAACGCUUGCCUCUUUGGGUUCUUCUGCACAUCUACCCAACCCAUAGAUUGGUUCACCGCUGCAGCACCUCAGCUGUAUGGAAGCUUGAUGGAAAACAUCUCUUACUUUUGUCGAUCAACCACGAAGCUCACGAUCAUGGGGAACAUUCUCCACACACUUGCCAUGCCCUUACCAUACCCUUACCAUGCUCUUAUCGGCGACUUCAUCAUCACAACCUCCAGGCCCCAUGCCAUUAGCAUGCCAAUAUCACGAGCGAGAUUGGUUGAUCUUGCUAGACGGCAUGCGAAUAAACAGCCAGAAUUUGUCGACUCUCGUAUCUCGAGAUGGCAAGGCUGGCGCCAUGUUUAUGGCUGA